ACACACACACCGCGCGCCCCGAGGGGCCACACCGGGACUGAACGGCCCGGAGGCGGGCUUCCCCGCACUUCCAAGCCCAUUCCGCCGGGGCCGUAGGGCCGCCAUCCUUCACGCCGCCCCGGCGUGCGGGCGCUCGGCUCCUCAGCAGGCCCGCCCCUCCCGCCCCUUCCGCCCCGCCCCGGGGUUGCUGGGGCAACGCCGGGACGCGCCAGCCGGGAGUCCCCGCGGCGCUCUGGCUGAGCCAGGAGUGGAGAGCAGGCCCGCAGCGCAGUUAAAGUGGGGCCUCUUGCCAUGGCCUCGCUACGCAGUGCCAGCGCCAAGCUGAGAAACUACUUCAGGGAGAACUACAUUCCUCAGGUCUGCGAGGCUUUGUUGUGUGGUCUACUUGUUACAUGUCCUCCGGACCCUCUGAGAUAUUUAGAGGAAAUGAUCAUUAUUAUAAUGAAAAAUGGCCUCGAAAGUCUCCUAUGGGAUAUGUGCAUUGAUCCAUCAAUGAAACCAAAAAUUCGGAGAUUAUCUGAAACUUACUUGGAACAACUUUUUGGACUGGAUGAUCAGCUGAUGACUUCAGAAUUGAUGAUAAAAGCAUGUACUUUUUAUACCGGACAUUUAAUAAAAACCCACUUUUGCACCUGGAAAGACAUAGCAAAACCUCGCACAUAUGAAGAUGACAUUCUGGCUGAAAAAAUGGAAAGAGCAAUGAAAUAUGACAAUUUCAGACUUCAAAAAUAUGUAUUUCAUCAUUGGCACUCUUAUGUGAAAGGUCAAAUAGAAAAACGUAAAGCUACACUAUCGCGGAUAAAACAGAUAUACUACUCAGCCAGGCUAAUAAUCAUCCUAAUUAAAUGGAGGGAAAAAGCAAGACAAAAGUAUAAAAAGAGACAAGAUGAACUGCUGUUAAAACAUGAACUUCAGUUGAUGAAAUGGAGAAACAAGAUAAAAUUCAAAAGAUCUGCCGAAGAGCAAUCCAGUUCUCCUGAAAGUCUGUCUGAGGUCCUUCUUGUAGGUGAGAUUCCUCAAUGUGACAUUUCAGUGUUACCGGAAAGAGCAGUAUUGCAGAUUUUCUUCUACCUCAGUUUAAGAGAUGUGGUGAUAUGUGGUCAGGUUUGUCACUCCUGGAUGCUGAUGACACAAACGAGCUCAUUGUGGAAUGGUAUUGAUUUUUCCUCAGUAAAAGAUAUGAUCACAGAUAAAUAUAUAGUGUCUGCUUUGCAAAGGUGGCGUCUAAAUGUACUGCGCUUGAAUUUUCAUGGUUGUCUUCUCCGAGUGAAAACUUUGAAAUCUGUCAGUCUCUGUAAAAAUUUGCAAGAGCUGAAUGUCUCUGACUGUCCAACAUUCACAGAUGACUCAAUGAGAUACAUCUCUGAAGGUUGUCCCGGAGUCCUGUAUCUCAAUCUCUCCAACACAACUAUCACCAAUAGGACUAUGCGGCUCCUACCAAGGCACUUCCACAACUUACAGAGUCUUAGCUUGGCUUAUUGCAAAAAGUUCACAGACAAAGGUUUACAGUACCUGAGUUUAGGGAAUGGAUGCCACAAGCUCAUCUAUUUGGACCUUUCCGGCUGCACCCAGAUUUCAGUCCAAGGCUUCAGGAACAUUGCAAACAGCUGCACUGGAAUUAUGCAUCUGACCAUCAAUGACAUGCCAACUCUGACGGACAACUGUGUAAAAGCUUUAGUUGAAAAAUGUCCUUUUAUUACAUCCGUGGUUUUCAUGGGUGCACCACAUAUCUCUGACUCUGCUUUCAAAGUUCUUUGUGCCUGUGACCUCAGAAAGAUCCGAUUUGAAGGAAAUAAAAGAAUUACUGAUGCAUGCUUCAAAUUUAUAGACAAGUGUUAUCCAAAUAUUAAUCACAUUUACAUGGUGAACUGCAAGGGAAUAACAGAUGGUAGCCUCAAGUCGCUCUCACCUUUGAAGAAACUUACUGUGUUGAAUUUGGCAAAUUGUGUAAGAAUUGGUGAUAUGGGAUUAAAGCAAUUUCUUGAUGGUCCUGUGAGCACAAGGAUAAGAGAGCUAAACUUAAGUAACUGUACCCUGGGUGAUGCCUCUAUUGUGAAACUAUCAGAAUGCUGCCCUAAUUUAAACUACUUGAGUUUACGAAACUGUGAAAAUUUGACUGACCUAGGAAUUAAAUGUAUUGUAAACAUCUUUUCUUUGGUGUCAGUAGAUCUCUCAGGAACAGACAUCUCUAAUGAGGGUUUGACGAUACUUUCCAGACAUAAAAAGUUAAAGGAACUUUCUCUAUCUGAGUGUUAUAAAAUCACUGAUAUUGGAAUUCAGGCCUUCUGCAAAGACUCAUUGAUCUUGGAACACUUGGAUGUCUCUUACUGCCCCCAGCUAUCAGAUGAAAUUGUUAAAGCAGUGGCCAUUUAUUGCACUAACCUCACAUAUCUCAGCAUUGCCGGCUGUCCGAAGAUUACUGACUCAGCAAUGGAGUUGUUAUCGGCAAAAUGCCAUUACCUGCACAUUUUGGAUAUUUCUGGUUGUAUCCUGCUUACUGACCAAGUGCUUGAGGACCUUCAGAUAGGUUGCACACAACUUCGGAUCCUUAAGAUGCAAUACUGCAGACUUAUUUCCAAGGAAGCAGCAGAGAAAAUGUCAUCUAUGGUUCAGGAGCAGGAAUACAGCCCUUAUGACCCUCCGUCUUGGUUUGGCUAUGAUUCCCAGGGAGAACCUCUUACAGAGAAACAGGAUGGAACACCAUUUCAAGACUCAGACUUGACAAUGAAAGAGUCAACAUACAGUAGUGAAGAGGAAGCAGUAUGACCUUCAGCCUCCAGCAAGAAGAACAAAAAAUCUAGAAUUUGGCAACUUCAUUUAAUGCAAGUAUUUAUAUUAGCUGGAUCUCAACAAUGUAAACAAGCAGUAAAUCAUCUCCUGAUGGUUAUUCCAACUGUAAUUGUUUCUAAAUACAUCAUUACUUCUUCUAAUAAUUAUGAUUAAAAAAAGCCAAAUCAAGUACUGCUACUGUGUAAAUAUUCCACUUAAAUUAAGCUUAAUCAAACCAAUACUUUUGAUGAGAUUAUCAAAUCUGAGGUUAUAGUUAUACGAAACAACUCUGAGAGACGUGACAUUUUUGACAAGCAAUUUAGAACUUCUCUUUAGAAAAGAAAGCAGAGAUGGUCCUAUACGUCAGAGUUAAGAGUUUGAGCCAGGGCGAUGCCUUCGACCUGAGAAGCUAUAUUAUAAAGGAUAUAAGCAUACAUUUUUAACAGAAACAAGGCUUUCUUGUGAUUUCCAUAUACUUAGCAACAACAGAGAACUAAAUGCCACAUGAUCCCCUACUCACCUCAACAUCUGACUUAAAAACACUUGGGCAAAUUAAAUAGAAACAAAGAACUAUAUGUGAAUACGAAGGAUAUCCUUGCAAUGUCUCAGAAAGGUUUCUUUUUAAUCAAAUUUGCACUAUAGGGGAAUUGUUAAACUAUGCUGUGCCAAAAAAAAAUAUGUUCUCCCAAUUUUGUUAGGAGAUAUGGGUUAUUAAUUACAUAUCCACAUAGUAAUUUUUAAUAAGCUUUCAUGUAUAAAUUUUUACCAUUUUGGUAAAAGAUAAUUAACAGAAUUCAAAUGAUCACAUGCCAGUGUAUCAUUAUUUGAUAUCAGUAACA
Rhinolophus ferrumequinum (greater horseshoe bat) is the source of this 3608-nucleotide messenger RNA. It is a transcript of the gene FBXL13, whose product is annotated as F-box and leucine rich repeat protein 13. Gene Ontology annotation, molecular function: protein binding. Gene Ontology annotation, biological process: SCF-dependent proteasomal ubiquitin-dependent protein catabolic process. Gene Ontology annotation, cellular component: SCF ubiquitin ligase complex. The coding region runs from base 292 to 2766 and encodes 824 amino acids. The transcript is spliced from 21 exons. The record is from RefSeq and is a predicted model, not a curated record. NCBI's taxonomy places the organism in Eukaryota, Metazoa, Chordata, Mammalia, Chiroptera, Rhinolophidae.